Messenger RNA from Clupea harengus (Atlantic herring), 4277 nucleotides. RefSeq names its product adenosine A2a receptor a (gene adora2aa). The transcript has 3 exons. Gene Ontology annotation, biological process: G protein-coupled adenosine receptor signaling pathway; adenylate cyclase-activating G protein-coupled receptor signaling pathway. Bases 2705 to 4006 code for a protein of 433 amino acids. Gene Ontology annotation, cellular component: plasma membrane. Gene Ontology annotation, molecular function: G protein-coupled adenosine receptor activity. The record is from RefSeq and is a predicted model, not a curated record. Lineage: Eukaryota; Metazoa; Chordata; Actinopteri; Clupeiformes; Clupeidae.
UGUGUGUGUGUGUGUGUGUGUGUGUGUGUGUGUGUGAUGUUUCAGAGCAUCACUGGCUUCUAACUAUCAGCUUAGACUCCUCCCCUCUAGCUGCCUGCCCUGAUCGUUUGAGCAUGCCUAGUAGAACAAAGAAUAGCUCUGGGUAUCCUGGGUCAGGUUAGGCUCAGACUCUUCCUGAUCGUGUGAGCAUGCCUGGUAGAACAAAGAAUAGCUCUGUGUAUCCUGGGUCAGGUUAGGCGCAGACUUUUGAAAACAGUCUUGAUUCUGUGCAGUACACACACACACACACACACAGCUCGUGUUCUGGAUAGAUGCAGUGUGAAAGUCAGUCGUAUUAUUCUGAAUGAUAUAAGGUUGUCCUUAGUAAUAUAGCAGGAGUCUCCAGCUUUUAUUCAGGUAAACCCUGACUUGUCAAUUUGACAAUUUAUUAUGCUCAGAGAAAGUGCCAUCGUCAUUAUUUACAUCCUGUGAAAGGAGCUGUUCUGCCAAAAGUUAAUACUGACUUGCUUUUCACAUUCCAUAAUUCAUCCCCAAAAUCAUGUCCAUUGCUGAAAUGCUAAAUCCUUCUGCUGGUGUUGCAUUUUUGCAGGCUAAGGUUGUUAACCUUAACAGUAAUGGAAGUUAUUUACAUUGAAGUUUAACAUUACGUUAAAUAACAAAAAUGUCACGUUUGACACUGCAUAGUUAAAGCUGAGUAACCUGAUUUGAUAUAAAUAACGUUGUGAACUAGCAGUGUUACCUAGCAACAACCCUUCACAUUCCACUGAUAUCAGGAUCAGUGGUGUGACAUCGUGUAAUUGGAGUCAUGCAGUGUGGAGAAUGACAUCAUGGUGUCCAUAUGGCAUGACUGAAGAACUGGAUGUAAUUUCAUGCAAGUGCCUUUGCCAUACAUUUAACAGAAUGCUAGUUUUGGUUGCCUCAACUACCUUUUAUGUAAUUGCAAUGUCAGCAUGCUAAGAAAACGACUAGAGCAAACAAGCAAUUUGGUACCAAUUUGUACAAGAUGAUCCACCGUAUGUAUUGUAAGCAUGAGUUUAUCCACUGUAUGUAUGGUAAGCAUGUGAUGAUCCACUCUAUGCUAAGCAUGAAGGCAGCAAAUUGCAGCUUCAUUUCAGAUGAAUGGAAUUCAGUGGCUUUGGCAGCUGCGCUUCAACUGUUGCUAGAUUGAUGUGUAAUGUGAAUGUGUUCCUUGAAUGUGUGUAUUGCGGCUCAUGAACAGCAUCUCACCAUGUGUGUGUGCAGGCUGUGCUCAAAGCACACAGCUGGUCUACUGCCUUUAAUGCCACCUCUGGAUUACACGGAGAGAUCCUUCCUGUAGUUUCUUCUCUACUUUAUUGUGGAUGUAAGAUGCGAGCGCACCAUCAGCGAGGCCUACUAAGGUCAUUCAUGUCAUGUGAUGGCUGUGACAGAGUUUGACCAGCCUUUGGGUUUCAUGCUUACACCUUUUCUGCUCCGAUGCUGCAGGUUAAAUGGCGAUUGGGCUGUCAACCACACCUCGAAAGAAGUGAUGCUUUCAUUUCAGCCUUCGACCUCUCGUAUGGCCUUUAUUCUUCCGGAGAAAGCAGAGACUUUUCUCUUUUAUAUAUAUAUAUAUAUAUAUAUAUAUAUAUUGUGUUUUUUUAAAUAAGUAAAUCUAUUUUGGAAAAUAGAUAUGUUCAAUACUGAGUCACCCCUGGCAGUUGAUUGAUGUUGGAGUGUAGAAUUAUGUGUGUAUUUAUAUUGUUUAGAAAUAUUAAAAAAAACUGCACCAACAAAGUUUUUCACUGAUUUGUGUCAGUUUAAUGAAUCCCAGUCCCAGUGAAUCUUGAAGAUAAACACGCAAAAUUAGCUAAACCGGUCAAAAUAAAAUGCUUGCGUUUGGUGCCUCAGCCACAUCGGAUAGAAUCCUGCACAUCAAUAACCUGCUAAACAACGUGGGGAAAUUAUCAAAGUUUGCCGGAAUGGCCUAGAUUUUCUUACAAAGCCGAGGACGUCGUGAGCCAUUGCCCACAACUGCCUUGCACAUCCCCCGGCGGUGCGCAGAGGAACUAGAAGCGUGUCCGUAGUUCUCCUGCGCGCACGUUGGAUGACUGUGAGGCAAAGUGGUCCUUCACAACUGCCCGGAGAACAGAUCGCAUACCAAGUCAUCAGCAUCCACGAAGUGAUUGGUAACUCGUGUUGAUUUUUGCCUCGGAUAUUCGAAUAGCUUGAGUCCGUCGCGUGUUUAUGUUUAAUUAUGAUAUUUUAAGCUGAAAAGGGAGUUUCUAGUAUUUUCUGCCUUACGGAAGGCGCAGUUGUUUUUUUUACAAUAAAAAAAGUGUUUCCGCAUCGUCUUCGAUAUGAGACCUCCUGUCUCGUCCAUCAUGUGACUUGGAACCAGAGGAGCACGAGACACAGAGAGGUGUGGAAUGAGGACCGUGAGGUUGGAGACUCGUUGGAGAGCGUUGACAUGAAAGCCUGAGGAAAUUAGGACAUUUUGAUCAAUUGUGGAUCUGGAUUAUAAAAAAACAAGGGUGCCCUAAUCCUAAUCCACAGUGUUGUGUGACACAGAUUAGAGCAAGCCCAGAGCCCAUCCCCUAGUCUGGAAUAGCGUGAGAAGUGUCUGGAGUAUAAACACCCAGCUGAGGUUCAUGCUUGACUGGCAAAGCCUCUGGUGUGUCUGGAGGGGGCAGGUGAGGGUGAGCUGCUGGGGUGACGGACGUUGGGGUGCUGUGUGACCCUCACCAUGCCGAUUGAUGCGUCUUCGGUUGUCUACAUCCUGCUGGAGCUCCUGAUCGCGCUGCUCUCCGUUCUGGGCAACGUGUUGGUCUGCUGGGCCGUGGCCCUCAACAGCAACCUGCAGAGCAUCACCAACCUUUUCGUGGUGUCACUGGCGGUGGCCGACAUCGCCGUGGGCGUCCUGGCCAUCCCCUUCUCCAUCGCCAUCAGCACAGGCUUCUGCUCCAGCUUCUACGGCUGCCUGUUCAUCGCCUGCUUUGUGCUGGUGCUAACGCAGAGCUCCAUCUUCAGCCUGCUGGCCAUAGCUGUCGACCGCUACAUUGCCAUCAAGAUCCCACUCAGGUAUAACAGUCUGGUGACGGGCCAGAGGGCCAGAGGCGUGAUUGGCGUGUGCUGGGUGCUGUCGGUGGCCAUCGGCCUGACGCCCAUGCUGGGCUGGCACAAAGUGAGCUCAGGAGCGCCGCCCUCCAAUGGCAGCUGCCCGCCGGGCAUGGUGCGGUGCCUGUUCGAGGAGGUGGUGGUGAUGGACUACAUGGUCUACUUCAACUUCUUCGCCUGCGUGCUGCUGCCGCUGCUCCUCAUGCUGGCCAUCUACCUGCGCAUCUUCAUGGCGGCGCGGCGUCAGCUGAAGUGCAUCAAGAUGGAGGCCAUGCCGGGCGUGCACAAGUCCCGCUCGACCCUGCAGAGGGAGGUCCGCGCGGCCAAGUCUCUGGCCAUCAUCGUGGGGCUGUUUGCCGUCUGCUGGCUGCCGCUGCACAUCGUCAACUGCUUCACGCUGUUCUGCCCGCAGUGCCAGCACGCCCCCGCCUGGGUCAUGUACCUCGCCAUCCUCUUCUCCCACGGCAACUCCGUGGUCAACCCCUUCAUCUACGCCUACAGCAUACGAGAGUUCCGACACACCUUCCGCAGGAUUGUCCGCCACCACGUCCUGGGCUGGCACGACCCUCUGCCGAGCGUGAGCAGCGGCAGCGCCCGGGCGUCGACCCGCACCAGCGUAGCGGACUCCUGCAGUCUGAAGGUCAACGGCCGUGACCUCUGCACGGAGCGCAGCAGCAGCAGCAGCUGUGAAAGCAGCGAGCCAGCAGGGGGUGCCAGACCUGACCCAGACCAGGCCUGCACAGACCCCAACCCAGCCUGGCCUCACCCCCCAUCCCCAGCGGCCCCCCACCCCCCAAACGGAGACAGGCAGGCCCCCGCAGUGCUGGAGGCCAGGCGUAGCAGACAGGGCAGAGCUCUUUCUCCCCGUCAGGCCCUACAUCAGCUCCACUCCUACUCCAGCCACUGCCUGCAGCUGGCCGAAGGGUCCUGAUGCCGGGACAGGCGCCCUGUGAUUGACCAUGUCUAUUCACUGUGAUUGACCAUGUCUUAUUUACUAGCCAUUACCUGGAGCCGAUUCUGAUCAAGGACAAAAUGUGUCAGAAUAGAGAGAGAGACAGAAGACUUUCCAGACUUUCUAAGUGAAGGCAAAGUGUAGAGAAUUUAAAGGCAGCUGUGUGAUACCUGUUUUCACCCUCUCUAGUGGGAAAUGGGUUAGGGGGUUGGGUUUAAGUUUGGGGUUGGGGUUUAGGGUUGGGUUUAGG